Megalopta genalis is the source of this 4744-nucleotide messenger RNA. RefSeq names its product ATP-binding cassette sub-family C member 4. Gene Ontology annotation, molecular function: ABC-type transporter activity; ATP binding; ATP hydrolysis activity. NCBI's taxonomy places the organism in Eukaryota, Metazoa, Arthropoda, Insecta, Hymenoptera, Halictidae. Gene Ontology annotation, biological process: transmembrane transport. The record is from RefSeq and is a predicted model, not a curated record. Gene Ontology annotation, cellular component: membrane.
UUCGUUCGACGUCCAAGUUUCACGUGUUUGCUGAGUCGAUCUUCGCUAUCUGGAUGUUUACCGCGUAAUUUUUAUCGGUACGAAUAAAUUUUAAUACAAAAUCCACGGCCGACCGUCAGCGUUGCUCGACUUUCCGAUUCGUUCGAACGCUGUUUGCAAAAGGUAUAAACGUCGCGAGGAACGGUUACGUAUUCCCGAAUAGAACGAUGGAGUCGAAAGUUGUGUACACGAAACAGAGCCCGGAAGAGACCGCCAGUCUGUUAAAUAGACUGUUUCUAAUAUGGCCCUGGAAAUUGAUGAUCCAAGGCGUCAAGAAAGAGCUGCAGCUAUCGGAUCUUUAUUCUCCGUUAGAGAAGGACAAAGCCGCGAACGUCUGCGAACGACUAAGCAAAUCGUGGGAACACGAAUUGGCGAAGUCAAAAUCAUCCGGCACGACGGGCACGAAAGGACUGGACGAGUUGAAGGCGAAAAACAGAAACGGGCCCUCGUUGUUACUGGCUUGUCUGUCGGCGUUUCACACGGAAAUAGCAUUCAUGGCGCUGCUAUUGGGCUUCUACUACGUGAUCAUGGCAACGACCCUGCCUCUCCUGCAAUACCAGGUCAUCAAGUACUUCAACCAAGACGAGGCAGAAAACUCGAUCAGCAGUUCCGAGGCGCUGAUCUACUCGGGCAUUAUGAUAAUACACUUGUUCAUCUCGCUUCUCUUUAUGCAUCACAUAGAGCUGUUGACGAUGCAACUGGGCCUGAGAAUGAGAGUCGCGUGCUCCUCUCUCAUUUACAAAAAGAUAUUACGGUUGAACAAGAGCACGUUGACUCAAACCACUUGCGGCCAGGUCGUCAACUUGCUCAGCAACGAUGUCCAGCGUUUCGAGAAGUUCUGCUUCUUCAUGCAUUUCAUUUGGGUGACACCAGUGCAGACGGUGGUGAUCAGCUCGCUGCUAUGGAUGAGGAUCGGUAUCCUGACGUUGGUCAGUUUGGCGACUCUGAUCGCUUUGUCGCUUCCGUUGCACAGCGUCACCGUGAAGAUGGUCAACAAGGUGAGACUGCUGAUCGCCUAUCUGACGGACAGAAGGGUGCAAUUGAUGCAAGAGCUCUUAACAGGUAUACAGGUGAUCAAGAUGUAUGCCUGGGAGAAACCGUUCUCGGAUAUCAUAACCACGGUCAGGAAGAAAGAGGUGAAGAAAAUACGGCAGGGCGUCAACAUAUACGGCAUCUACCUAAUGAGCGUGGUGCUGACCACAAGGAUCAUUCUCUACGUCACCACUUUGUGCUACGUGCUGAUGGGGUAUAAGCUUUAUCCGCACAUCACGUUCAUGCUGGCGAGCUACUUCGAGCACUUCCAAACGUUAGGCGCAUUUUUCUUUCCGUUGGCCUUGAUACAGUGCGCAGAGAUAUAUGUUUGCACCAACAGGAUGCAGCAAUUUUUAUUACUGGACGAACAACCGGUCGAGACGCUGUUGAAUUCGGCCCAGCAGAACGGUAAAUCGAACGACCGGGAAAGGAAGAAGAAGACGAAGGCCGAGGAGACCAUCGAAGCGGAGAACGGUCUUCGAAAUACAACCGUGACUCGCGUCGAGGAAAACGCGCCGGUUUCCGUGACGCUGGAUCACGUGUACGCAAACUGGGCACCCGGCAAGUUACCACCGACAUUGGUCAACCUCUCGUUACAAAUUCGAUCCAGGGAAUUGCUGGCGCUGGUCGGCAGCGUCGGUUCCGGCAAGUCCUCCAUCCUUUAUCUACUACUGAAGGAUAUGCCCCUGGGAUCCGGAACCGUGAAAGUAUAUUGCGGCGAGCCGAAAGAACUCUGCGACAACACGUCGGGUUAUAUCAUCGACAAACCGAACUUGACGAUCUCGUACGCCAGCCAGGAUCCGUGGCUGUUCUCCGGAACCGUCAGAAAUAACAUCCUCUUCGGACAGCCGUACGACAGCGAGAGAUACGCCGCGGUGAUCAAAGCAUGCGCCCUUGUCCACGACUUCCAGCAGCUUCCUCGCGGCGACAUGAGCAACGUCGGCGAGAACGGGUCGUCGUUGUCCGGCGGUCAAAGAGCCCGAGUGAACCUGGCGAGGGCCGUCUACAGGCAGGCCGACAUCUACUUGCUGGACGAUCCGUUGAGCGCCGUCGACACGAAGGUGGCCAGGCACCUCUUCUACAAGUGCAUCAAGCAGUACCUACACGGGAAGACCAGAGUCCUGGUGACCCACCAGGUGCAGUUAGUCAAGCAAGCCGAUUGCAUCGCGGUGGUGGAUCGAGGCACCGUACGGAUGAAAGGGUCGUACGAAGAGCUGUACAAGACCUCGGAGGAGUUUGUCGAGAUCUUCGAGGGUAUCGCGAAGUCGGCAGAAGCCACCAGACAACAAGCAGGCGAUAACACUGUUUUACCGUCCCUACCCAUGGAUAGGAGAGCCAGCAGGAGGACCAUUGGCAGAUCUUCGGUGGGGUCCAUCGCCAGCAGCAUGAUGUCUUGCGAUUACGACGGGGAACAGCUCGGUCCGGACGAGGACGACGAGAUGCCUGCUAAGGCUCGCAGUACCAGCAGCCUGUUCCUAGGAUACUUCAGGCACGGCGGGUCUUAUCCUGCCCUGACUUUAUUGUUAAUCGUUGUACUCCUGUCUCAAGUGACUCUCAGCUUGAACGAUCUAUGGCUCUCGAACUGGACGAACUUGGAGGUCGCCAGACGCACCAUCGAGGGAAACAGCUCCGCGAUCCCGGACAAUCGGUUCGUCUACAACAACACGUUCCUGGCGAAGAUAUUCACGUUGGACAGCCACGGUUACUUGUCGACCAUGGACGCCAUCUACGUUUACACGUUCUGGACUCUGCUUUCUUCGCUCGUUAUAAUCCUACGGAACGUUUCCAUCAUAUGGGUCUGUUGCAGAGCCACCCUGAACAUUCAUAACGCGAUGUUCUCGAGCGUGUUAAGGACCAGGCUGUCGUUCUUCCACCGCAAUCAGUCUGGCAGGAUUUUCAACAGAUUCUCCAAGGAUAUGGGCACCAUAGACGAAUUGCUGCCGAUGACGAUAUUGGAGAGCGUUCAGGUCAUAUUGCUAAUAAUUGGCUGCUUGAUCGUCGUGAUGACUUGCAACAAAUGGAUGCUCGGUCCUGUGCUGAUUCUAGGUGUUGUCUUUCAUUUUCUAAGGGUGAUCUACUCGAAGAACGUGAUCAAACUGAAGCAAAUGGAAAGCACGGCGAAGAGCCCUGUGUUCUCGCAUGUGAACGCAACGAUGGAGGGGCUGACCACGAUUCGGGCCACCGGGCCCGCGAUGAUAACUGUACUGGAAAAGCAGUUUGACGACCUGCAGGACGUAAACACCGGCGCGAACCAUCUGCUGUUCAUCGCGUCUCAGAUGACCGGUUUUUACUCGAACAUUCUGAUCUGGAUCUUCUACGCGUGCCUCUCUUUUUCGUUCAUACUGGCGGAUUCGGGUGACACCCUCAGUGGCAACGUCGGCCUGGCUCUAGCACAGACAUACGUCAUUGUUACCGUCUUGCCGCACGGCUUGAAAGAAGUUUACCAUUUGGUAGCGUACAUGGCGUCGGUAGGAAGAAUCAUGGAUUACAUCGAGUUGCCGUCGGAAGGGGAGUGGCGAAGCGACCAUCCUCCGCCGCCAAACUGGCCCGAGCGAGGCAAAUUGAAACUGACGAACGUCAGCCUCCGAUACAGUCCGGACGAGCCGAUGGUUCUGCGGGACCUGAACGUGACGCUGGAGCCGGGAUGGAAGGUCGGCGUGGUGGGCAGAACGGGUGCAGGAAAAUCGUCCUUGAUAUCGAUUCUGUUCCGCUUGUUCUCCGAAGGUCUGCAGGGCAAGGUCGAGGUCGACGGGAUAGAUUUGAGCACGUUGGGGCUGCACGAGUUCCGCUCGGAGAUCUCCAUCAUACCGCAGCAACCGUUCCUCUUCUCUGACACCGUGCGCAACAACCUGGACCCGUUCAACAUGUAUGACGAUGCGAAGCUGUGGGACAGCCUGCAGCAAGUGGAGCUGAACAAUCUGGGCCUGGAUCAGCAGUUACAUAGCGGCGGGAACAACUUGAGCAUCGGCCAGAGGCAGUUGAUCUGCCUGGCCAGGGCGAUCUUGAGGAACAAUCGCAUUCUCGUGUUGGACGAGGCCACCGCGAACAUCGACAACCAAACCGACGCCUUGAUCCAGGAAACAAUUCGCACCAGCUUCGCCGACCGCACGGUGAUCACCGUCGCUCAUCGCCUCAACACCAUUAUCGACUGCGACAGGAUCAUAGUGAUGGACGCUGGACACAUCGUGGAAUUCGGCUGUCCCCAUGAGCUCCUCAGGGACAACCCUAACGGAGUGUUCUCGCAGAUGGUUGACAACACAGGGCUGACGAAGGCGAGGAUGCUGCGGCAGCAAGCGGAAAUGGCUUGCUCGAGGAACAGCCACGAGAGAAGCGUGGAUCUGAAUAGACGGUCAUCCAUCAACAGCGAUAGCACCGAAAUUAUUGCCCAAACUAUGCUGUAGGACGAUUCUAGGCUGGAAUAAUUCGAUUUUACUUUUUAUUGAAUUGCAUGCUAUAUGCGGUUAGAAACUUGCUUCUUUGAGAUCAAAGUUGAUCAUCUUACCUAGUCUAGCAACUGAUACUUUAUAAUCGAAACUGACUGUUAGAAACAUAAAAUAAUAGUUGCAAUCUUUGUCAUUCUGGGUCAGAACGACAAAAGUACAAGAACGACUGUGAACGUUCGACGGAUAUUUACAAAAACAAUUCAUAGGAAAUAAAACGAAUAGAAAAAUAA